CUCUUUCCGGGAGUAGGCGGGCCCGGAGCGGCACAGGCCGGCCCGGCCACAGCGGCGCGGGGGAGGCCGCAGCCCGGCCAUGCAGGCAGAGCGCGGCGGCAGCAGCCUGCCUCGCAGGGAGGGGGGCCGGCACGGCCGGCGGCGGCCCGGCGGCGCUGAAAGGGCGGCUGCGACCGAAAGGAGCGGCGGGCACGGGGACAGCCACGGCCGCGGAGGAAGCGGGUGCCGGGGAAGAGGCGGCGCUCACGGGCACCGAGGAGGCGGGGGCCGCGGCAGGCGAGAGCCUCCAGGCCGCGGGGCAGCGGCGCCGCCCGCCGCCCACUCCCACCGGCGGGCUGUCUCUGCAAUGGAAAAAGUAGAGGAGGAUGAUGAUACUGAAUCGCGAGAGGAAGAACUGAAAAGUUAUUCCAGAAGAAAGAUUUUUUCCAACUGGAGCCGCUAUGAGGAUACAGAUAAAGAGGGACAGAAUGAAAGUGGGGAAUCACAGAGAGGAACAGACUUCAGUGUUUUGCUUAGCUCAGCAGGAGAUUCCUUUGCACAGUUCCGAUUUGCUGAUGAGAAGGAGUGGGACAAAGAAAGCAUAUGCCAUAAGCAGUUAUCUGCACUUUCUGUUGACUGCCAGUCUUUGGUCCAGGCCCUUCAGGAAUUGCCUCUGCACCUGCGGCUGAAUGUAGCUGCUGAACUUGUGCAGGCGUCAACACCUGUAGAGCUCCCACAGAUGAAAUCUAAAUUUAUUGAAGAUGGCAAGAAGAGAGACCUUCUGUUCCGACAGUCUCGAAGUGAAACAGUGCUCGUCUCCCAUCCCGUUGGUGAUUCUGUUGCUCCAUCAGAGCCUGGACAUAAAAAUGGUCCUAGGGCAAGUGCAGCAGAACCAUUUCAGAGAGCUCAUCCACUAUCAAAGCAAGAGACUGACCAUUUGGAUGAAGAAUUAGAUAUUCUCCUAAAUCUAGAUGCUCCCAUUGAUACAGAAAACAGACCAGUGUCAGAUGCAUUAUCCCACAACACAGCAACUGAGAAAGAUUUGAAAAUGGAUUGUAAGGAAAAUGAUGUUUUAAAACUAGAUAUUCCUGAAGAGAAUACUGCAGCAUCACAACAACAGCAAAGUACAUCUAAAAAUGUUACUGAGGAAGAGCUUGAAGACUGGCUGGACAGCAUGAUUUCCUGAAGCUCAGAUUUUCUUGUGUGAAUAAUUGAAUAUAGCAAACAUUAAGCGGAAAGUUGGAGUUUUCUUUAUCUCCUUGUUAUUUCCUUCAUUUGUUUCACUUCAUUCAAUAUGCCAAAAGCCUGGUUUUCUCCACUGGCACUUAAAAUUCUGUGCAACCAAAAUUCAUUUAGAUGGGAUUGAAAAUUGUCUAAGACUAAUAUUCUUGGAACUGUCCAGAAUUUCUGUUGAAAUUAGGAUUUUCUUUGCUAAAGAUGCAGUCUACAACACACUAAGAGACUGGUUCUUUCAGCUUGUACUUGCUCUAUGUAGUCCUUAAAAUAAAGUUAUGAAUGAAUAAUGAA
This is a messenger RNA of Apus apus (common swift), 1506 nucleotides long. It is a transcript of the gene AVEN, whose product is annotated as apoptosis and caspase activation inhibitor. Lineage: Eukaryota; Metazoa; Chordata; Aves; Apodiformes; Apodidae. The record is from RefSeq and is a predicted model, not a curated record. Gene Ontology annotation, biological process: negative regulation of G2/M transition of mitotic cell cycle. The transcript has 7 exons. The coding region runs from base 80 to 1165 and encodes 361 amino acids.